Molecule: messenger RNA, 3887 nt
Organism: Branchiostoma belcheri (Belcher's lancelet)
Lineage: Eukaryota; Metazoa; Chordata; Leptocardii; Amphioxiformes; Branchiostomatidae
Product: tetratricopeptide repeat protein 28-like
Exons: 5
Coding region: 45-3827 (1260 amino acids)
Molecular function (GO): protein binding
Source: RefSeq, a predicted model, not a curated record
CUCUCUUUAUAGGUCGAUCAUCGGAGCAGAAAUCAACGAGGAAAAUGCCUGAAAGUAUGACCAGCCUGGCAGACAAGUUGCAGGACUUGGAGUUGUGCCUCAAGAGUCAGCAUAGUCACGACGUCGGGUAUGCGCGGGCUCUGAGAGAAGCCAUUCUUUCCAUGGAUCUCUUCAUGGAGUUAGAAGUCCUAAAAAGUCUUGGAGACCUGCAUCUUCAGAAAGGCAAGCAAAGUAAAGAUUCGGCAGAGUUUGACACGGCUGCUGCCCUGUAUGCUGCUGCCUUACUGCGCUGCAAAGAUCCAGGCAUGGGAGAAACGCUGGAACAUCGUAUCGGCUACAUGGAGAAACUCUACAGACAACUACUGCAGGGGUACACUCCACAGUAUCAGUGGUUGUCACCAGACUACUGGGGCACUGCUGACAGUAAUGUCUUAAGGGUGGCAGAAAUUUGCAACAAAUUAGACAAAAGGGUGGGUAAACUCUGGCAAUCUGAUGAGGAGUCCUACACAGAAACAUUAGUGACUGCAAUCAGCAAGGGUGACACGUUCUUGGAGGUUGAGGUCCUCAAAUAUCUAGGAGAUUUCUACUUUGAGAAAGGCAAGAAAAAAUCCAAACCAUCCCAGUUCUCCAAGGCAGCUGCCAUGUACGGCAAGGCCCUGACCAGAUGUGAGGAUCCGGAGACGAAACAGACUCUGCACCAUCGUGUCUUGUACAUGGUGAAGAUCUGGGGAGCAGUGAGGGCUAGAAAGCAAUCAUCAGCAAACACAUCAAGAAAAAGAGGAAGAGGAAGAAGAAGAAGAUCACCCACGAGGCCUCAGUUUGGGAACAUCAAAAGACCUGAUGUUACUCAGGGCAACCACCCAAGUCCAGACAAUGACAGCUCAUACCAAGACCACCUACAGGAGGGCUGCAGGGCCCUGCAGACAGGAGACCUGGGCUCAGCAGAACAACACUUUGCAGCUGCACUCAAAUCUGUACAUGUCAAAUUUUCAAAAUCUGACCAACACAUCAAAGAAGCAGAGCCCCUCUACAAGUUAGGCGACGUCUACAUGAAGAGAGGAAUCCAGUCUAAAGACGGGGCAGACUUCACCAAGGCUGCAGCACUCUGUAAUGCAGCACUACCAACCACAAUCUGGGAGACUAUUGAGAAUCUGAACAAAACUGGCGCUAUCAAUCGUGAAAACGCACAUCACUUGAUGGUGAUGGUGAGCAUCUCAGCAGAACUGAGGCUGCGGACAUACAUGAGUAAUGGAGGCCAGGUGGAAAGCAUGUCAACCUUGUCAUCAACAUCACCAGACACAGACAUUGGGGAGACAUUAAAGAAAGUGUUUUACUUUUCAAAUGCCAAACAGCUCAUGAGAUACUAUUACACAGAAAGGCCAACAAAGUGCUUUAUUUCACACCUUCCCAACCGCCAUUCAACAGAGGAAUUAUCAAUUCUAUUUGAUGACUCCCCCAGACUAAAAGCAGAGGUGUAUAGAAGUCUGUGUGAUUAUGAAAACUGUAAGACAUGUACAGAACAAGCACUACAGAGUGAUACAUCUAAAUAUGGUGAAGGGAAUCCACAUCCUGACAUUGCUGCGUCUCUUAACAACCUUGGAGAGGCCUGGGACAGACUUGGUGAUCAAAGAAAAGCCGCCAGUUAUUUUGAACAGUCACUAAAGAUGAAGCAGAGUAUCUAUGGGGAGAACACCGAACAUCCUGACAUUGCAAGAUCACUUGUCAAUUUGGGCAGGGCAUGUAGCAAACUCGGUGAUUGCAAAAAGGCCGUCAGUUAUCUUGAACAGUCACUACAGAUGAUGAAGACUAUCUAUGGGGAGAACACCGAACAUCCUGACAUUGCCACAUCACUUACUAACUUGGGCACGGCCUGUAGCGAACUCGGCGAUUACAGAAAUGCCGUCAGCUAUUAUGAACAGUCACUUAACAUGAAGAAGAGUAUCUAUGGGAAGAACACCGAACAUCUUGACAUUGCAGGAUCACUUAAUGGUUUGGGAAAUGCCUGUAUGGACCUGCGUGAUCACAAAAAGGCCAUCAGCUAUCACGAACAGUCACUUCAGAUGAUGAAGGCUAUCUACGGGGAGAACACCGAACAUCCAGACAUUGCCAAAUCACUUGGCAACUUGGGUAAUGCCUGUAACGAACUUGGAGAUUACAAAAGUGCAGUCAGCUAUCAUGAACAGUCACUACAGAUGAUGAAGGCUAUCUAUAGGGAGAACACCGAACAUCCAGACAUAGCCACAUCACUUAAUAACUUAGGCAAUGCCUGUGUGCAACUUGGUGAUUACAAAAAGGCCGUCAGCUAUCAUGAACAGUCACUGCAGAUGAAGUGGAGUAUCUAUGGAGAGAACACCGAACAUCCUGACAUUGCCACAUCACUUAACAACUUGGGAAAUGCCUGUACGGAUCUUGGUGAUUACAUAAAAGCUGUCAGCUAUCAUGAACAGUCCCUAAAGAUGAGUUGGACUAUCUAUGGGGAGAACACCGAACAUCCUUACAUUGCCACAUCACUUAAUAACUUGGGCACGGCCUGCGGCAAACUCGGUGAAUACAGAAAAGCUGUCAGCUAUCAUGAACAGUCAUUAAAAAUGAAUCAGAGUAUUUAUGGGGAGAACACCGAACAUUCUGACAUAGCCGACUCACUUAAUAACUUGGGCGUGGCCUGCAGCAAACUCGGUGAAUACAGAAAAGCGGUCAGCUACCAUGAACAGUCACUAAAGAUGAAACAGAGUAUUUAUGGGGAGAACACCGAACAUCCCGACAUUGCCCGCUCACUUGAUAACCUUGGUGGGGUCUGUAGAGAACUCGGUAAUUACAGAAAGGCUGUCAGCUAUUAUGAACAGUCACUAAAGAUGAAGCAGAGUAUCUAUGGGGAGAACACCGAACAUCCUGACAUUGCCGACUCACUUAAUAACCUUGGUGGGGCCUGUAUAAAGCUGGGCGAUCACAGAAAGGCCGUCAGCCAUUAUGAACAGUCAUUACAGAUGUAUCGGAGUAUCUAUGGGGAAAACACCGAACAUCCUGACAUUGCCACAUCACUUAAUAACUUAGGCUCAGCCUGUAGCGACCUUGGUGAUUACAGAAAGGCCGUCAGGUAUCUUGAACAGUCACUACAGAUGAGGCGCAGUAUCUAUGGAGAGAACACCGAACAUCCUGACAUUGCCGCAUCACUUAAUAACUUAGGCUCAGCCUGUAGCGACCUUGGUGAUUACAGAAAGGCCGUCAGGUAUCUUGAACAGUCACUACAGAUGAGGCGCAGUAUCUAUGGAGAGAACACCGAACAUCCUGACAUUGCCGCAUCACUUAAUAACUUGGGCACGGCCUGUAGCGACCUUGGUGAUUACAGAAAGGCCAUCAGCUAUCAAGAACAGUCGCCAAAGAUGAGACAGAGUAUCUAUGGGGAGAACACCGAACAUCCUGACAUUGCCGAAUCACUUAACAACCUGGGCGCGGCCUGUAGCGGUCUCGGUGAUUAUAGAAAAGCCGUCAGCAAUUUUGAACAGUCCCUUCAGAUGAGGUGGAGUAUCUAUGGGAAGAACACAGAACAUCCUGACAUUUCGAACUCACUUUACAACUUGGGAGCAGCCUAUGGCAAUCUCGGUGAUUACAGAAAAGCCAUUAUCUAUCUUGAACAGUCACUACAGAUGAAGCAGAGCAUCUAUGGAGAGAGGUAUGCAGAUCCUCAAUUUGUAAUGUCACUUAACAACUUGGCUGUUACUUUGGACAACCUUGGUGAUCACAGAAAGGCCGACAACUAUCGUGAUCAGGCAAUGAGGAUGAGAGAGGUUAUCCAAGAACGAAAUAAAGCACAAUCUCACACAGGUUGAUUCUGGUGAAACCUAAGAAUAUUUCAAUGGCCAUGAAAUGGAAUUGCUGGUCUAAACCAA